Messenger RNA from Somion occarium, 1288 nucleotides. The record is from the annotation of a GenBank genome assembly. NCBI's taxonomy places the organism in Eukaryota, Fungi, Basidiomycota, Agaricomycetes, Polyporales, Cerrenaceae.
CCAUGAAACACGGAUGAUACCAGAAGGGUGUGCAGAUUGGGUAGUGGUAUCUCACUGCAACAAUGCACCUCCCUUCCACGUUGCACCAUGACACGCACCCUGUCUUUUUUAAUAUCGUUAACGAUAGCACCAUGUCUUUCCAGGAAACUACAUCGUUCUCAACUGACCAGACAAGAGAAGCAUUCAUUGAGCAGGUGCAGAGACUCAGAAAGGACGUCCAGUCUCUCUAUGCUUCAUUCCAUCAGGUUUCGCGAAUUCUAGGCAAUAUUCUAGAUAGUCGUCACCUUCCUUCUGCAUUUCGAAAUGAAGUGGAGCGUCUUGAUGAAAGGUGGCAUGGCAUUCAGAAGGCAUUUCGACAUGUCCUUUGGUCAUCGAGAGACCUUUCGGGUGAUGCACGGAGUACCGCCAUCGAUUUCAUCCUGUUUAUCGAUCACGUACUAUGCAAUCCCCAUUUGACUGACUUGCAGAAAAGGGAGGCAAUUGAGACCUACAGGAACCAUGCGUCAAACCAAAAGAACCGCUCACAAGACAUCAGCGACGAGUUGAAGAACUUAAGCAUUCAAAUCGAGGCCUUUUCCAGAGAUUGGAAGGAGACGGUACACAAGAAAGGAAUAUAUCAAUAUACCUUACACUUCGUGAAGUGUGCCGAAGAUAUUGCGGCCCUCGAUCAUUCUCUUAGCCAACUUAGAACCAAGAUUAUUCUUAUGAGCUUCGCCUUAGUUUGCGGAGUGGCAGCUGGAACUGCCUUUGUUGUAGUGUCUAUUCUACAUGGAUGCUUCGAUCCGACUAUACUCCCAGAUCUCUUUGCCCCGUCAUCCAAGGCGUUGACGCGAUUGCGAAAGGCAAUCUCCGAUAUGAUUGCUGAUAGGAAACAACGUAAAAAGCUUCGCACGGAAUUGGAGGAACUUCAGACGAUUGGCCUCAGUGAUAUAGAAAAUAUUGUUAGCAGGCUUGUCACAAUCUGCUCCAUCUGGACAUCUAUCGCCGGAGAAUUGAAGACCGUUCAGGAACUUAUGGAUGGUGUCUCAGAGCAAAAGUGUAUGCCGCAGGUGCUCGAGAACCGCUUACAAGUCACUCGAAAUUUGUAUAUCACACUCAGCGAGGUCUUCUAUGAGUACCAAGUCGCUAUACCGUCAACGAACUUGUAGAAAAGACGGAAGGACGUAGAACGUCUCUCGGAAGGGCCUCAUAGCACGUCACUUCCAGUUUCCGGUCUGCUUUAAGGUCGAAUUGUACCAGCUGCGAGUCAGCUCAGCUUGCUAUGUACGCUAUUGUCAUUUUUAUGCAU